GUGUCACCCUAUCUCAUAACGCUGAAGACAUUUGAUUUGUCUACGGGGUGGGAGUGUUUCCUGUUUGGCUGAAUUCAAGAUGGCGGUGUAACCCAAAAAAUAAAAUAGUCAAAAACUACAUCGGAAUUCUAAAUAAACCGACAAUUUUUAUUUCUCGGAUGUACGUUUGUAAUAUUAAUGUUUUUAAGAAAUUAUUUCAUUAGCUGCUAGAUGUACAGAUCUGUUACAAUGAAGGUCCCCUGCUCUUUGACGAUAUUGGCGGCCAUCGUCACCAUGGCAACGGCGGAUUACAACAAAGACUUCUGCCUAAAGCACAUCACACAACAGGUCAACACGCCACAAGAUGUUCAAAAGCCGAAAUUCUUCGACAACUUCUACAUGUUCACAGAGAAGAAACAGACAACGAAUGGUGUCUUGUCUGUCGGCAAUAUCGAACUGUUCUAUGCUGCGAGCGCCGGCCUGGUGCACGCCGUGGACUCGGAGCCGGUCAACAGCACACAGAUCUGGAUCGACACGCAGUUCAAUGAGCAGAUGACCGUACCACUGGCCGGCAACGAUAUCUGCCAAGAUACGCCUUUUGAGAGCUCACCCAUGUUUAAGUAUCUGAGGGCAACCAAAGCAGCAGACGGCUCGAUCAAGCUAGCAACCCCAGAAUUGUUUAUGGGUUGGGACAGCUCUGUACAGAGGAACAUCACAUACGUGGGCAAGUCCAACUCCAGAGGUAUCGAUACCCAAAAAUGGAUCACGUGCGAGUACUAUGACGUGUACGACCUGACGACCGUCACGGAAUGGCAGAUCACAGACGCCAACAGUUACACCAUGUCUGUGAACGUGGACUCGGUAGGAGAAAACAACCCUGUUCUUCCCAUCAGUAUUAGCGUCGUGUCCCUUGAUGCCAGCUUCAAUGAGAUCAGAGCAGAUAUCGAUUACACACACUUCGCCCAUAUCGAUCCCAAAGAUAGAGCAUUCCAGAUACCAGCCACGAUGUUGUGUGCGGGCAAGCCCACGACACUCAAACCCUUGCCCACCAUUCCACAAUACUUUAAGUUCAAGGCCGAGCAGGUGACCUUGAGCAACAUCAACGGCCAGAGGCCCGACCCUCCCAGCUUGACCUACACCGUGGUUGAGUACAGGAAGACCUUGCAGAUAUUCGUGCAGGAGUUCAUCAGCACACCACAGCGCAACAGCCCCAACGACAAGUCCUACAUCAGGAUAGUGGACGACUACAACACAGGUAUCAGCUACCAGCUGGAUUUGACCUCAGGGGCCUGUAUCACCUCCGCCAUAGACGGAAGCCGCGACGAUGCGUACAGCGACAGGAACGGCAAUGUCCGGAUGAGAAACUCGGACGAAUUCUUCAGCCUGGACAGUGACAAGUACCAGUACAUGGGAAUUCAUAGAAUAAGAGACAUAGACUGCGAUACCUGGGCGACAUACAUGGUGGACAAUGCACCUGACCAUCUCCAGAAUACACUGUACAUCUGGUACUUCGCUACCUACGACUGGAUGAGGAGCAACGGGUACCAGACCCCGUUCACCAUGCCGAUCAUGCUAGAGCGCCAGUCGACCCCUCAGCCUGGCUCUGGGAUCGUGAAUUCCCUCCAGUACCACAUCUUUGAGUGGACCGACUCCCCCGACAAGCACGUACCCGACGUGUCCAACUGCUUUAGCACCAACAACACGAUGAACGUGGAGGUGUUUUUUUCAGGACGUUACGACCAGUUCUACCUACCAGACCCUGGCAGCUUCAGGCAAAAUUUCCUCGGAGCGCUGGUCAGUGCCACGGGUCUGGGGUCAUCGCUGAGAAUCGCAGAGCUGGACGUUCAGCCAGCUAAUAACAACGAGCUUGUGGUCAGGUUUAAACUACUGGAAACCCCACGUCUGGGCGGCGACCAACGGGGCGUGACGCCCUCCCAGCCCCCUGUCAGUAGUCAGACGAUCUUCUCCAACUUCGUCAACAAAGUGAACGGCGGCUCGUUUUACGUGGACAUUGGCUCGAACGCCAAGACGACGCUGUACGCUAGGCCUGGGUCUGCUGCCGUCACUAAAAACAAAGGGAAAUUUCAAGCAGUAUCAUCAUCAACCACCAUUGGCUUCACCAGUGGAGCGAUGGCCGGGAUAGCAGUUGGGAUGUUGUUGGGCGGAGCCUUGGUGGUAGCGCUGAUUGUGGUUGUGGUCAAGAAGUUGAAGCCCAGCGGGGAUGACACCAUCGCUAUGAGCAGUGCCAGCUAGGGUCCAGUGUAUGGGAGAGCAAGCUUGACCCUAAGGUAUGGGAAACACGGAAAUCUUCAACGUGAAUCGGAGAGCGAGCUUGACGCUAGGGUACGGGAAAUACGGAAAUCUUCAACGAACAAAACUCUUUCAAUGACUUUUCGACCAUAGGUCUUCAUCAGGAAUAUUUGUAUUUAUUAAAAGGAAAAUUAUACUUUUUUUUAUUGUUUGUCUAUUGAAAAAAAACGCCGAAGCAACAUUUCUGUUAUUUGCUUGUUUGUUGUUUUUUUUUUCUAAUUGUUGUCAUAAUGAUUUCUAAACUUAGAUUCGAAGUAGUGCGUGAUUUGAAUAAUAUUAUCAUAGGGUAUUAAGUGGGUGAUUGUCUUUUCGUCUUUUUGAUUGAGUUUAUGUGCAAUUAUGCUGAAUGAAAUUUUUUUUCAAAUAUGUUUUUUUUUCUUUUAUAAAAGUGUAUACGAGUUGUAGUGUCUCCUUUAAAAGAAAAUUAGUAUAAAUUAAUAAAGUUUAUUCUCAAAAAAUAGAUUACUGCGGUACUAGUGACAAAGUUUACCAUAGUAAUAAAAUGUCCAAUACAUGUAAAUAAAAGAAAA
Molecule: messenger RNA, 2819 nt
Organism: Physella acuta
Lineage: Eukaryota; Metazoa; Mollusca; Gastropoda; Physidae
Source: RefSeq, a predicted model, not a curated record